AUGCUGAAGAGCACCUUGCUCCUGGCGUCAACAACCCUGGUCGUAGCACAAUCUUCGUCCUCUGAGCCCUGCGCAGCUGCGGCCGCGGACCUAGGACAAUCCAGUUCUAUCGAAGCACAAGUCGCUUUCGACUGUCUUGAUUCCGUUCCUGUUGAUGUCCAGGGAAACACCCAGCUUAUCGAUGAGCUGAAGCAAAUAUGGCAAUUCCAAUCCGAACUCGUGUGGUUGAAGAAACCAGGCGAUGAUUGGGAAUUCGGAGCCCUGGACAUCGAAGCCGAAUUGGACAAUGUGAAGAACAACCUCAACUCCUUCUCCAGCGAAUAUGCGGUUCAGCUUGCUAUUCAAAACAUUACCAUCCGAACAGGAAAUUUCCAUUUCAACUACCGGCCCGAUAUACUUACGGUGUUCGACUUCUUCAGGCAAAUCAAUGUUGCUUCCAUCUCCGAGGACGGCAAGGCACUUCCAAAGCUCUAUGUGGCUGACGAUGUUGCGAGUGUAGCUGAGGGCAGCUCAGAUGUUUCCGAGAUUACCGACAUCAACGGUCAGAACCCAUACGACUUCCUCAAGUCUACUUCUUGGUCACAAUACAUCGACUCGGACGGCUUAAUUAACAACAUGCUGUCCAAAGGAGACACCGAUAACCUUGGUAGCUUCAUGAAUCAAAGGAAAUACGACGGCCCCAGCACUGAUAUCACGUGGGCGAAUGGUUCAACGGUUUCCAUCCCUAACGGUGCUAGCUCAGACUAUGCCUCUACAUUCGCUGGUAUCACCGACGGACAGUCGUUUUUCGACACCUUCUGCACCGGCAGCUCCUCGCCUCUUUUUGCCAACACAAAGGCUGAUUCGGGAUCAGCUGACGUUGCUCUCCCAAAGCCGAAGAUGCCAGCUGGUAUCAGCCAUAUCAUCGCGCCUAGCGCCCCUGGUCCCGUUCCCCGUAUUCCUACCGGUGAGUACCGGCGCCGCAACAAGCGUCAGACUAUGACGCCUUCUUCUGGGUCUUAUGCAGAAAACGUUGUUGAGCAAGAUUCAAGUGGAACAGUGGCCGGCUACUUCCUUAAUGGUGAUGGUUACGACGAUGUUGCAGUUCUCAAGAUAAUCUCUUUCAGCAACCCUGGUGAAGAGCUGACUGAAUCUGAGUUCUGCAACGAGUUUCAGACCACCAUCGCAUCGUUCCUCAGCAAGUGCAUGAGCGAGAACAAGCAGAAACUCAUCAUCGAUUUACGUGAGAACGGUGGCGGUAGCACUAAUUUGCUUCUCGAUGCUUUCAUGCAGUUGUUCCCGGACAUGGAACCCUUCUCUGGACAGCGUUACAGAGCCACAGAUGCUUUCGUAAAGAUUGGUGAUGCUAUCAACGAGAUCAGGAGUGACCCAGUCAAAGCUAGAAAGUUUGCCCAGUUUACUGAUGAGAGUAUCGAGGAGAGUUAUACGUUUAGGUACUGGUCGUGGUGGCACUUCCGAAAUGCCGACGGAGUAGACUUCAGUGGGUGGGAUGACUUCAAUGGUCCAGUUGAGUUGAACGACGAUUCGUACACGAAGACGAUGCGUUACAAUUACACCGACGAAGUAUCUAUCCUCCCCGAAGGUUGGCGUUUCGUGAACGGCACUCGCCCCACCCCAUUCAAUGCGUCUAACAUCGUUAUGUACACCGACGCCCUUUGCGGCUCAUCUUGUGCCUCCUUCCAUGAAGAGCUUAAGAACAUUGCCGGUAUCAAAGCCGUCACUGUCGGUGGCCGCCCAGAGAACAAGCCUAUACAGACCGUGACCGGAUCCAAGGGUGGUGAAGUGACGCCGCUUAUUUACUGGCAAAGCUUUGCCCAGAUCGCCUUGAACAUGAGUUCCGCACUCUCUCUAUCCUCCUACUCCGCCAACGACGAUACGCUUUCAGCCGUGGCCAAUACUCCGCAAAUAAUCACCCGCGCUGGAGACGGAGCAUCGCGCCUCCAAUCUCAAGACCAAGUGCGAAAAGGCGACGUUGCUGGUACGCCUCUACAGUACAUAUACGAAGCCAGUGAUUGUAAGAUAUUCUACACGGCGACAACAUAUGCUGAUCCCGAUGCUGCUUGGAAGCAAGCCUGGGAUGCUUUCCAGGACGACAGUAAGUGUGUAGAAGGGUCCACAGGACAUGCGAGUUCUAUCUCGGGAGGCUUCAAAGCGUAUGGCGCCGGUGAGCUGAAGGCGGAGGAUCAGCCUACUGGGAGUGGCGCCGGAAAUGGUGGUAGUGGAGGUGGAAACGGGGAUGACGCAAAUGCUGCGAGCACUGCGGGAAUGAACGGUUUGGUAGUUGUAUUUGCAGCUGUUGUCUUCGGCGCUAUGACACUAUAG
This is a messenger RNA of Alternaria atra, 2322 nucleotides long. RefSeq lists its product as uncharacterized. The record is from RefSeq and is a predicted model, not a curated record. Gene Ontology annotation, molecular function: serine-type peptidase activity. Lineage: Eukaryota; Fungi; Ascomycota; Dothideomycetes; Pleosporales; Pleosporaceae. The transcript is spliced from 3 exons. Gene Ontology annotation, biological process: proteolysis. The coding region runs from base 1 to 2322 and encodes 773 amino acids.